CAACAACCCAAACGUCGCCCUCGGUUUCCUUAGGAGAGCCGAGUAGAGUAGAGUAGAGUCGAGUCAGUCAGAGUGACAGUCCACUGCUUCUGGUGCUCAUCGUCCUACCACCUGGUACCGGUACCUAAGUUAGAGCUCUACAGUAGUUAGUAAUAACCGAGAAUGCUUCAUGCUCGCCAAGUGGGGUUUCUCUUUCUGAUUUCCAUUGUUUCCAUUCUCAAACUUGCUUCCUAUCCAAUGGUGAAUGCAUUCCGUACGGUUUCGGGAUUCUGCGGUCGUCGCACUGGCAGCCGAUUUUACUCCUCUUCGAAUCGAAUCCGAGCCGAGACAUCAGUUUGUCGACGGCAUGCUGCUAGUGUGGCCGUCAUUGCUGCUGUUUCGUCCGCUACGGCGUUGGCAGCUCAAGGAGAUGGUCACGACUGGAGGCUCCAUGGCAGCCGCAAUCUGACCACGGCAUUUUGCGAAGAAACAACUCUCGAAACUGAUACAACCGAUGCGGUCUUUCCAGAGACUCUCCUGAAGUAUGAUCAUUACAACGGUGUCAUUGUGCAUUUGGAUUGGAUUCUCCAACAUCCGAACAAAACUGAAGAAGCGAGCUUGGAUGAGGAAAGUGAGAGACAGCAAAUUUUCCAGAAAUGGACCAGCAACCCACAAGAAUUUGAACAAGUCCUUGAGACUUCCUUACGGAAAUGGAGAGCCGAAGGGCGAAAAGGAAUUUGGGUUCAUCUGCCUCGCUCCAUGGCAUCUGUGGUUCCAGCAUGCAUCAAAUUGGGCUUUGAUUUCCACUCCUGCCAAACACACAACCGAAUCAAUGCUGGGUCUGAAACUGGAAGCACAAGUCUUAUAUUGAGUCAAUGGUUGCCCACAGAUGUCAAGUCAAGGUUACCCCUAGGGCCUUACUUUCAAGCAGGAGUAGGGUGUGUUGUGUUGCAUCCGAAGGAUUCCAGCAAAAUGCUAGUAGUGCAGGAAAUCACGGGUCCAGCAGCAGCUCGCAAGUUAUGGAAAAUGCCGACUGGCCUAAUUGACCCAGGGGAAGAUAUAGGUGAAGCAGCGCUGAGGGAAUUGGAAGAAGAAACUGGGUUGAAGGGUGCUACCUGCGAAGGAAUCUUAGCCUUUCGACAGGCACAUGGAGCUUCUGCUGGUCGAGCCGCAUCGGAUUUUUUCUUUGUCUGUCUCUUGUCCAUUCCAUCUACAGACGACGAUGCAAACCAACUCGACAAUCUGAAACCACAGGAACACGAAAUCAAAGACAUUCAAUGGAUGUCAGUUCAGAAAUAUGCUGACCAAGAUGUCUGGCAAGCGUCACCAACCUACAAAAAACUGAAUCAAGCAAUUUUGGAUGCUGUUGAAAACCAAAAGCAGGGUAAACCCGCUAGUUCGCUCAUUGCCUCUGAACAACUUACGGUGGGGUUCAUGCCAGGUCUCAACACUCUGUACAAAAGCAAAUUGUAACUGUAUAACGAAGUAUGAAACAUUGAGUUCCCUGUAAGCCAUAUACAAGUUUUCAAGGUAAAAGCAUUUUCCUUAUACUAGCAACAAUGGAGGAAGACAUUAUACACAAUUGCUGUCCAUGUUGCAUCCAAAGGAUUGCGGAGUAAGCGGAGGAAAAACCUGCCGUCAUCAAACCUGUCUUCAGUGGAUCUAAUCUGAUAUUCCCUUCUUUAAAAUUCAAACGGCUCACAAGUUACAGCUCUCCAACGUCGUGGACUUUUUUUAUGAAUGGAUGUAUUUUGACGAUUGAUGAAGGCUCACCUGGACAAGGAUUAGAUUCCGAACUUUUCCUCUCCCAUCUAAUGUGCAGAAUUUUCUGUCUCAUUGCUUGCGUUGUGAAUUGGCUUGAAUUGAACACUUCUUUUCUUCGUUUUGUUAUUAGAAUCUCCGACUUCCUUCUUGACCCAUCAUCAUUUUGGCUUGUAGUUUUGCGUGUUUCUUUGCUUCCUUUUUCUCUUUUUUGUCCUUUCGUUUCUUUUUGCGCUCUUUCUUUUUCUUUAGAGACUCGGGAGAGAGCAUCUGCGAAGCUCUCAUGGCAAUUUUCUGGACAUCGCUAAACGCGGAGGAUCCUACAUCAGCUCCUCCUUGUGGACCUUCAAAGGUGUCAUAACCACCCGCUGCGAUUCCAGGAUCUUCAAAGGCAGCCACUGUCUCGUAGGCGUUCUGCAAGUCCUUCCAUGUUGUUCCCAAAUGGUGUGUCUCUCUCAGGCUCUGCCGUCUCUCUUGUUCGUCCAUCAAAAACUCAGACAGCAUUUGCAGCGUGUUGGGACUCGCAAUCGAUUGAGUACUCCUCACCCGAUGAACCUUGGGAAGUUCAUCGGGACCUUCGUCUCCAGCGGGCAUCGUUGUUCUGAAUUGAAUGUACUGGUAUGUACUACUGUACUAGCUAGUAUAACUCCUUCCUUCAACAAGCUUUGAGUUUUGGCUCGUUACUGGUACCAGUACCGGUACGGAUGA
Seminavis robusta is the source of this 2448-nucleotide messenger RNA. The record is from the annotation of a GenBank genome assembly. NCBI's taxonomy places the organism in Eukaryota, Bacillariophyta, Bacillariophyceae, Naviculales, Naviculaceae.